AUUGUUUCUGACGUUGCCAUUGAACACGGAAUUAUAAUUUAUUUAUGAAUGUUUGUAGUAUCUGUCUUGUGGGAAUCGGCUUAGAGACCCCGAACAUCAUAGGUGCAAACUGAGAGCGUUUGUUAGCAGGAAAGAUAAUGUUUGUGCACAGAGAACUUCAAAUUUAACCAAGGUUAUGGCUCACAGGGAAGUGAAGGAGGCCUUUGUGAGUAAUCUCAACGGGACCAGUUUGGGAGAGGUGGUGCUGGGCUCAUUUCUCGCCCCAGUUUGUCUCGUCCACAGGGCGUUCAUCUUGGUCCUCUACUACCAGGCCAAAGGGACUCUGCCGCUGCCGCUUCCACCCGUUUCCCAUCUACUCCUUGACUUUUCGCUGCUGGUUCUCCCCCUUGUGUUAUCGUGUACGCUUCUCAGCGACAUUCUUUCCCAGGUCAUCGUGUGCCUAACUGUUAUUUUAGCUUGCGUGUUCUGCUUCAUCUACCAAAUUAGCUUCCGCUCCUCUGCUCUGCAGCCGCAGAAGAUUUUCAGCAACUUUCUUCAGAGUCGCAUUCAGUUCGACCAGGUUCCCUUCGUCACCCUCUUCAGAGUGUUUGUAAACAUGAAGACCGCCAUCAGCAUCCUCGCCGUAGACUUUAGCGUCUUUCCAAGACGAUAUGCGAAGACGGAAACCUACGGGACAGGGGUUAUGGACUUUGGAGUCGGGGCGUUUGUUUUUGCAAAUGCUCUCGUCAGUCCCGAGGCGCGGAGGAAGAGCAUUUCUGGAUCCAAGAUUAGCCAUAUCACAAAGCAGAUCCUGUCUGUUUGGCCCCUGGUUGCUCUUGGGUUGGCGAGACUGGUGAGCAUCAAAAUGACCGGCUAUCAUGAACACGUGACAGAAUACGGCAUCCACUGGAAUUUCUUCUUCACCCUGGCCAUCGUUAGAGUUCUGGCUUCUGCUCUUUUAGUUGUUUUACCAGCUGGACUGUUGUGGCUUUUUGCUCUACUGAUGAGUGGGUUUUAUCAGUUCUUUCUGGAAACAUCUGAGCUAAAGACCUUUCUAAUGCACAAUAAUGACAGAGAGAAGGACUUUGUGCAUGCUAACAAGGAAGGCAUAUUCUCAAUAGCGGGCUAUGUUGCCAUCUACCUAGCAGGGGUUCAGAUUGGACUCUAUGUGAUGCAGCCGAGAUCUCAAGUCAAAGAUUGUCUGAAAAUGCUUUUUAUCCUCUUUAUAGGCAGCUUGCUGUCAUAUGCUGCUUUGCUGACGUGUCAGGCGCUGGUGGAGCCGGUCUCUCGCCGCUCUGCAAAUUUACCCUUCGUCAUCUGGAGCGUUGCUCAGUCUUUGUUUUUCAUGUCCUGCCUCGGCCUGGCUGAUAUGGUCAUCCUGUUCUCUAAGGGAGCAUCCUCCUGCCGCUUUCUGCCGUCGUCAAUGAAUUUCCAAGAAAAUGUCGCAGAGUCUGAGGCUUACCAAAACAGACGUGUCACAGAUGGACUCUGCCUCAUCCAGGCUGUCAGCAGGAACCAGCUGCUCUUUUUCCUGCUCGCCAACCUCAUGACCGGAGUGACCAACUCUGUGGUGGACACACUCAGCUGCAGCAGUUUAUUUUCUGUGUGUGUUUUACUGGUGUACAUGUUCACAAACUGCCUUGUUAUCUAUGUUUUACAUAUCUGUGGAAUUACAGUGAAAUUCUGGUAAAUGUUGGAUAUGCAAACUGUUUUUGUUUAUAUGAGGCUGAAAUGACUUGCAACCAAAAUGUAAAACAGCAGGAAACAUUCAAAUGUGGUAAAACUAUUUAAUAUUUAUGGAGAUUAGUUUGAACUAUUUCACAGCAGGAAUGGUGCAUCUGUGUUGAUAUGUAGUGUUAGUUUCCCAAAACAUAAGGUUCAAGUUAAUUUGGCUCUUAUCUGACUGCACCUUCUUCCAAAAGUGAACUGUUCCCCCUGCAUGACUUGUGAUAAAGUGCAAUUAGAGCUUUGUUUGCAUUUCUUCUUUAAUCUCAGUCUGUUCUCCACUAAGGCAGCCAGGAACAGAGGAGUGCAUGAUGUACAUUUGAUCUGCUGACAGAUUGUCUCACCAGAGUGCUGCAUCUUUGCAGCAAUAAUUGUCUUG
This is a messenger RNA of Cyprinodon tularosa, 2083 nucleotides long. It is a transcript of the gene pigw, whose product is annotated as phosphatidylinositol glycan anchor biosynthesis, class W. The record is from RefSeq and is a predicted model, not a curated record. Gene Ontology annotation, molecular function: glucosaminyl-phosphatidylinositol O-acyltransferase activity. NCBI's taxonomy places the organism in Eukaryota, Metazoa, Chordata, Actinopteri, Cyprinodontiformes, Cyprinodontidae. The transcript is spliced from 2 exons. Bases 176 to 1669 code for a protein of 497 amino acids. Gene Ontology annotation, cellular component: membrane; endoplasmic reticulum. Gene Ontology annotation, biological process: protein localization to plasma membrane; GPI anchor biosynthetic process.